AUGUGUAUAUCUCGAGUGAGAUCAUUUUCCGAAUAUGCGAUCUACGUUUCCCGUUGGAAAGACAAAUCAAACGCGGAUAAAAUUGCUCAUUAUGAAAGACAGGAAAAAGAGAAGAUUGAUGAAAUUAUGAUUCUUAAAAUGAAUAAGGAAGAGCUGGAAAGGAAGUUUGACGACCUUGAGUCUAAGAACCAAGAGCUUCUCGAUGAAAUCAGAAUCCUCAAAGCCAACAAAGAAAAGACGGAGCAAGCACUUAGAGAAAAAAUUGAAUUUGAAAAAAAAAUUUAUGAAUGCAUCGGUGCCAAAGAUCGUGACACACCAAAAAAGCAUAAUACCUGUCAGUUGGAUAGAUUAUAUAAUAAAAGGCUCAAUGGAAAACAAGAAAUCACGAUGGCUCUACACAGAGAAAGCGAAAGAUUGAAACUUGAGGCGGCGAAGUGUCAAAUGGCAUUCGGAGGUGUCGCGAAUUUUGGAUGGUGUGACGAAGAUCCAAACAACCCGGGGCAACUGAUCAAGGACAUUGAAAAACUUCAACGAGACUUGUCUAGCUUCACAGUAAUCAAGGGAAAGGAAGUAAAAAUUCAUCAAGAUGCAGUUUCCGAACUUUUCGAGCGUUAUAAAUGCAAGACGUCAAUCAACGAUAAGACGAUGAAGCAUGUUUUGAGUGCAACUCUACAGCGGCAUAUAUUAGAAAUCAUCGCUCAACGUUCGGAAAAAUACCUUCAUUAUUCGAAUGUUUCGAAGGAUAAAUUAGACACCCUUACUGAUAUACCAGACGAGAGGCUUGAGGUUGGCAUAAAAUUACGCGCAAAUGACUUGUGCAAUUUGUUAGAAAGAUUCUGCGAAUCCACAAGUAGCAGUGAUGAUUAUCAUUUACGUGCUUCGCCAGUAAAAUUACGCCAACAAAUUUAUGCAAUAUUAUGCGAUAGAGGUUUCACCAGUCAGAAUCAUCCGUUCAUCCAGGAAGUUGUCAAGGAUCUGUUGGUAUCCAUGGAUAAAUAUCGAACAAUCGAAUCAAAAGAAAAGAACGAAAAACUUGCAUCAAAAGCAGCUUCAUUGGUUCAACAAGUCUUAAAUGUUUUUUAUUUCAAACUAAAUACACAAGAUCCAGUACCCUUGUUUAAAUUUUAUGAAAGCGGUAGAAAGGUCGAUACCAAAGUUAUGGAAGGAAUUUGGAAUGGGGAGCCCGGAAAUUUUGAAGUUGAAAUCUGUGCAUUUCCGGUGGUGGCCGUCAUGAAGGAUGAAGAUGAAAAAAAUGUAUUAACCAAAGCACGUGUUUUGGUCCGAAAAAUGGGAUAA
Molecule: messenger RNA, 1296 nt
Organism: Acaulospora morrowiae
Lineage: Eukaryota; Fungi; Glomeromycota; Glomeromycetes; Diversisporales; Acaulosporaceae
Source: the annotation of a GenBank genome assembly